This is a messenger RNA of Glossina fuscipes, 2847 nucleotides long. Its product is annotated as opsin, ultraviolet-sensitive. Gene Ontology annotation, cellular component: membrane. The transcript is spliced from 5 exons. The coding region runs from base 913 to 2577 and encodes 554 amino acids. Gene Ontology annotation, biological process: visual perception; G protein-coupled receptor signaling pathway. The record is from RefSeq and is a predicted model, not a curated record. NCBI's taxonomy places the organism in Eukaryota, Metazoa, Arthropoda, Insecta, Diptera, Glossinidae. Gene Ontology annotation, molecular function: G protein-coupled receptor activity.
GGAAAAGAAAAUGGAAACAGAAAUAUAGAUAAUAUAUUUUUGUAUAAUUAGUCAACUUAAUUGAAAAAUUAUUAGAACGCAGACGUGGUGAUAACACCAAUUUAUAACUGAAAAAUUACAUUAUUAAUCAGCGUAAGGGUUAAGCGUUUAGGCCGCCUUGUUAAUUUUUUUCCCCACAUAUUUUUUUUAUUUAUCUUUUCUUAUUUUUUAGGAAUAUGGUUUAAAUACCUUAACUAUUACUAUUAUUAUUAUUAUUACUAUUGAUAACAUCAGAGAAAUAAAUUCUAAGACUAGAGCCAAGUCAAAGCACUAGUACCUAUCUAAGGCAAUCGGCUUUAUUGAAAACUUUAGCGCAUUUCACACUUGAGCUUACGACUAUUCGAGUUGUUAGUCGACAUCCGUUGCGUACUCGCCCACUCAUACGGCUAAGUACCGUAACUUAUAUUCAUUCAUAUGAAAAAAAUGUAUUUCGGUAAAUUGAUUAACCCUUAAAGGCAUGAUUUCUUAUUUUGAAUUUUAAAAGACUGUUUCUUAUAAAAAUGUCGAAUAUGUCAUCAUAGCUUACGUAAAAAAUAUUUAAAAAGUCCCCGUGAUAAUACUGGGCAUUUGCUUUUGAAAAAAUUGUUAUGCAUACUUUUGGCAGAGAUAUGCGUUUAUUACUAACACAUACACGUAGACAAAUGAUCAGCAAAGCACUUCUGAAGUUGUAAGAAAACGAGAGAGUGUAUGCCGCCAAACAAUUUAACGAAAUAAAUUUUUCUAAAUAUAUGGAUUUUUAAAAAAUAUCAGUAGAUACUUAAAAUAAGUUUAUCUUCUUUAAACAGGUGAAAAAUUAGGAGUAAAAACUUUAUAUGGCAUUCCGAAAGUAACAAAGGCAAGGUGCUUUCUAGUGCCCAUGCACUCACUGCUGCUAUGGAUAUUUCAAAUAUUCACAGCAGUUGUGAUGAACGCGAUUACAAAUUUUUACAGCAGCAUUCCCUGCAUAUCACAUAUUCAACAAACCGAGUGCGUACAAAAACGCUAUUCAAGACCGUUAUGCCAUUGAUUUCAAAUUGCAGUAAAAACAUAAUGGGUCGUACGCAGCAACGUAUCCCGCUAACUUUAAACAUCCAUUUAGCAAUGGUUGCCUAUAUUGCUGCCGCAUUGGCCUCAUCAUUGCAAAUAAUUCAUAUUUCAGGCAGCACUACCACAAAUUUUUACUUUCGUAAGGGGAAUAUUUCUGUAACAUCAACAAUCGCAACAACAUCAAAUGCUACCACGAAAUAUUCAGAGGCUAUUUUGUUAUUCGAUAACUGUUCAAAAGCACACUGUAUAGAUACUAACGAGAGUUUCGCAAUUAACGGCGAAUUAUUAAAUACAACAGUGAACGCCACAGAUUAUACCAUUAGCUCGUAUCCUCUCGAGAGUUAUAAAGGUCUUUAUGAUGUCUCUUAUAUAGCGAAAACAAAUCCAUUUUGGCUCCAAUUCGAACCACCAAGCGAUGAGUUAUUCUUUAUUAUGGGACUUAUCUAUUGCGUCAUAUCAAGUGUGGGUGCUGUUGGCAACACUUUAGUUAUAUUCAUGUUUGUGAGAUGUAAAUCGUUACGCACUCCGGCAAAUAAAUUGGUCAUCAAUUUAGCGAUUAGCGAUUUGAUAAUGCUAUUAAAAUGUCCCAUUGCGGCUUAUAAUAAUUUUAAGCGAGGACCUGCUCUAGGUGAAUUAGCUUGUCGCAUUUAUGGCUUUCUCGGAGGACUAAGCGGCACUGCGUCUAUUGGUACCUUAACGGCUAUCGCUUUAGAUCGUUACAAUGUGGUUGUCCAUCCUUUAGAUCCAUUACGUUACACUUCCAAGUUGCGAACCCAUAUUAUUAUUAUGAUCAUUUGGUGCUAUAGUUGCCUUUUCAGUGUAAUACCAGCGAUUGACGUUGGUCUUUCAAUUUAUGUACCAGAAGGAUUUUUAACAACAUGCAGUUUCGAUUAUCUUAAUCGAGAAAUUUCCGCACGCAUAUUUAUGUUUAUCUUUUUCGUUGUUGCCUGGUGUAUUCCAUUAAUAAUAAUUUGCUCUUCAUAUUUUUACAUCUUAAGGGUAGUAUUUGCCGCAAAUCGAAUUCAGUCAAAUAGAGACAAGAAUAAGACUGAACAAAAAUUGGCGAUAAUUGUCUUUCUGAUAAUAGGGCUGUGGUUCGUUGCUUGGACUCCAUACUCGAUUGUAGCUAUGCUGGGUGUGUUUGGUCAAGAACAAUACCUAACACCAAUAGGCUCCAUGAUACCUGCUCUAUUUUGUAAGACAGCAGCCUGUAUAGAUCCCUAUGUUUACGCCGCUACACAUCCACGUUUUCGCAUGGAAUUUCGACGUUUAAUCUAUGGAAAGAAUCGGAUAAAGCGUUCAUCGACGAUACAAUCUUCAAUUUUGACCCGAUCAUCAACAGCUCGACGCUUGCGUACGUACAGCGAUGCGUGCAACCGUACAAACGAUAUGCCAGAAAGCAUAAACAAUCUCAAUUUAUCAGUGGUACCCGAGUUAAGGGAAGGCAGUCAGGACUAUGUCAAGGUAGUACAUCCAGACGUAGCUAAACAUAUAGAACAAAGUCAAUUUUGAAAAUGAAACACAAACCUAUUUCAUUUAAUUUAUAAUAACAAUAUAAUAUAGUAUGGAUAGUAUAUUAUAAUAGUCGUAUAUAGAAUUUAGGCGAACUGGCCCAGGGAAGAAAAAUGUUAAGUGCGUUGUUAUCGAAAGUGAAAAUAAACUAAGAAUUUACUUUUAAAAGAAAUGAAAACAAAAGGAAAAGUAAGUAUUUUGUCUAGUCUACGUAUAUAGAAAAGCUCGUUAAUGUUAAAUAUACAGAAUAUUUUUGUUAUGAUAUCUCUC